Messenger RNA from Gavialis gangeticus (Gharial), 8487 nucleotides. It is a transcript of the gene SORL1, whose product is annotated as sortilin related receptor 1. The transcript is spliced from 48 exons. Gene Ontology annotation, cellular component: Golgi apparatus; membrane. Gene Ontology annotation, molecular function: protein binding. Lineage: Eukaryota; Metazoa; Chordata; Crocodylia; Gavialidae. Gene Ontology annotation, biological process: post-Golgi vesicle-mediated transport; protein retention in Golgi apparatus; protein targeting to lysosome. The coding region runs from base 94 to 6423 and encodes 2109 amino acids. The record is from RefSeq and is a predicted model, not a curated record.
CCGCCGCCGCCGCGCAGGGAGAGGAGCGCCGCGGAGCCGCGGGAGCCCGUCCAGGUGUACGGGCAGGUGAGCCUGAAUGACUCUCACAAUCAGAUGGUCGUGCACUGGGCAGGAGAAAAGAGCAACGUGAUCGUGGCCUUGGCUAGAGACAGCCUGGCGAUACCAAGUCUCCAGAACAGCGAUGUUUACGUGUCUUAUGACUAUGGGAAGACGUUUAAAAAAAUAUCAGAGAAAUUCAGCUUUGGUGCAGGGAAUACCAGCAAGGUGGCGAUUGCUCAGUUCUACCACAGCCCCGCUGACAACAAAAGGUACAUCUUUGUGGAUGUCUUCAUCCAGUACCUCUGGAUCACGACUGAUUUCUGCAACAGUAUUCAGGGCUUCUCUAUUCCCUUCAGAGCAGCAGAUCUUCUCUUGCACAGCAGGAACCCUAACCUGGUUUUGGGCUUUGAUAGAUCUCAUCCUAACAAACAGCUUUGGAAAUCAGACGAUUUUGGUCAGACCUGGAUAAUGAUUCAGGAGCAUGUGAAAUCUUUCUCUUGGGGCGUUGAGCCUUAUGAUAAGCCAAAUACAGUUUACAUAGAACGGCAUGAACCUUCAGGGUCUUCAACUAUCAUUCGCAGCACAGAUUUCUUUCAAACCAGGGAAAAUAAAGAAAUCAUCCUGGAAGAAGUGGAAGACUUCCAGUUCAGGGACAAGUAUCUCUUUGCCACAAAGACAGUGCAUUUCUUGGGUGGCCAGCAGCAGUCUUCAGUUCAGCUGUGGGUCUCCUUCAACCGCAAGCCAAUGCAAGCUGCACAGUUUGUAACCAGGCAUCCGAUUAAGGAGUACUACAUUGCCGACGCAUCCGAGGACCAGGUGUUUGUGUGCGUCAGCCACAGUAACAACCGCACCAACCUGUACAUCUCAGAAGCAGAAGGACUGAGGUUUUCACUGUCUUUAGAGAACGUGCUGUACUAUAGCCCCGGAGGAGCAGGCAGCGAUACCCUGGUCAGGUAUUUUGCCAACGAGCCUUUUGCAGACUUCCACCGAGUUGAAGGUGUGAGGGGCGUGUACAUCACCACGCUGAUAAACGGCUCCUUCAGCGAAGAGAACAUGAGGUCCGUCAUCACCUUUGACAAAGGGGGGACCUGGGAGUUUCUGCAGGCCCCGGCAUACACGCGCUACGGAGAAAAAAUCAACUGCGAGUUUUCCCAGGGCUGCUCUCUUCACCUGGCCCAGAGACUGAGCCAGCUGCUUAACUUCCAGCUACGCAGAAUGCCCAUCCUCUCCAAAGAGUCUGCUCCAGGACUGAUCAUUGCUACAGGGUCAGUUGGCAGGAACAUGGCGAGCAAGACAAACGUCUAUGUUUCAAGCAGUGCUGGAGCAAGGUGGAGAGAGGCACUCUCUGGACCCCAUUAUUAUACAUGGGGGGACCACGGUGGCAUUCUUGUGGCAAUAACAGAGGGCACAGAGACAGACCAGCUCAAGUAUAGCACAAAUGAAGGGGAGACCUGGAAAACGUUCACUUUCUCAGAUAAGCCAGUAUUUGUAUACGGGCUGCUCACUGAACCUGGGGAGAAGAGCACUAUAUUCACCAUCUUUGGCUCCUACAAAGAGAAUGGUCACAGCUGGUUGAUACUACAGAUCAACACCACUGAUGUGCUUGGAGUCCCUUGCACUGAGAAUGAUUACAAGCUGUGGUCACCCUCCGAUGAACGAGGUAAUGAGUGUUUACUGGGGCAUAAAACAGUUUUCAAAAGGAGGACUCCUCAUGCGACUUGUUUUAAUGGAGAAGAUUUCGAUAGACCCGUGAUGGUCUCCAACUGCUCUUGUACAAGGGAAGACUUUGAAUGCGACUUUGGCUUUAAACUAAGUGACGAUUUAUCAUUAGAAGUCUGUGUCCCUGAUCCUGAAUUUGCUGGGAAACCAUUUUCCCCUCCUGUUCCUUGCCCUGUUGGCUCAACUUACAGGAAGACAAGAGGAUACCGCAAGAUCUCUGGGGACAUGUGUGCGGGUGGAGACAUUGAAUCCCGACUAGAAGGGGAGCUGGUGCCAUGCCCUCUAGCAGAGGAGAACGAGUUUAUUUUGUAUGCCACGCGCUACUCUAUCCACCGUUAUGAUCUCUCUUCUGGAAUAAGUGAAGAGUUGCCUUUAACUGGCUUGCAAGGGGCAGUGGCCUUGGAUUUUGAUUAUGAUCACAACUGCUUGUACUGGGCAGAUGUAACUCUUGACAUCAUACAGCGACUUUGUCUAAAUGGCAGCUCUGGACAGGAGAUAAUCAUCAGUACUGGCCUAGAAACAGUGGAAGCUUUGGCUUUUGAACCUCUCAGUCAGCUGCUUUACUGGGUCAAUGCUGGUAUUUCAAAAAUUGAGGUUGCCAACCCAGAUGGAGACUUGAGAUUCACUGUUUUAAAUUCUUCUGUGCUUGAACGGCCCAGAGCCCUGGCUCUGGUUCCCAAAGAAGGGUUGAUGUUCUGGACUGACUGGGGAGACUCAAGACCGGGCAUUUACAGAAGUGAUAUGGAUGGUUCAUCAGCCAGCUGCAUUGUCUCUGUGGGAGUGCGGUGGCCAAAUGGCAUUUCUGUGGACGAUCAGUGGAUCUACUGGACAGAGGCUUACAUGGAUAGAAUCGAGAGGGUGGAUUUCAAUGGAAUGCAGAGAUCCAUGAUCCUGGACAGCCUUCCGCACCCCUAUGCUAUCGCUGUAUUCAAGAAUGAAAUCUACUGGAACGACUGGUCACAGCUGAGUAUUUUUAGAGCAUCCAAGUACAGUGGGUCGAGAAUGGAGAUUCUAGUUGGCCAAUUAAAUGGGAUCAUGGAUAUGAAGAUCUUUUACAGGGGAAAAACAACAGGGCAGAAUGCCUGCAUUGCCAAGCCUUGCAGCCUGCUCUGCUUACCAAAAUCAAACAAUGGCAGGAGCUGCAAGUGCCCAGAGGGAGUCUCCAGCAGCCUGCUCCCAUCGGGGGAAGUGAGGUGCGAGUGCCCACAUGGCUAUCGGAUGAAGAACACCACCUGCAUAAAGGAAGAAAACACCUGUCUGCCCAACCAGUACAGAUGCUUCAAUGGGAACUGCAUAAACAGCAUCUGGCAGUGUGACAACGAUAAUGACUGUGGAGACAUGAGCGACGAGAAAAACUGCCCCACAACAGUGUGCGAUGCCGAGACUCAGUUCCACUGCCAGGGCUCAGGGACUUGCAUCCCGCUGUCCUACAAAUGCGACCUUGAGGAUGACUGCGGAGAUAACAGCGAUGAAAGUCACUGCAAGGCUCACCAGUGUAGAAAUGAUGAAUUCAGCUGCAGCUCGGGGAUGUGCAUUCGUCUUUCCUGGAUGUGUGACGGUGAUAACGAUUGCAGGGACUGGUCAGACGAAGCAAACUGCACUGCAGUAUACCAUACGUGUGAAGCCUCCAGUUUCCAGUGCCGGAAUGGACAUUGCAUCCCCCAGCGGUGGGUCUGCGAUGGUGAUGCCGACUGCCAGGACAGCUCUGAUGAGGACCCUACCAACUGUGAGAAAAAAUGCAAUGGGUUCCAGUGUCCGAAUGGGACCUGCAUCCCAACCAGCAAGCACUGCGAUGGGAUGCACGACUGCUCUGAUGGCUCUGAUGAGCAGCACUGCGAGCCCCUUUGUACACGUUACAUGGACUUUGUGUGUAAGAACCGGCAGCAGUGCUUGUUCCACUCCAUGGUGUGUGAUGGCAUUGUCCAGUGUCGGGAUGGCUCAGAUGAAGAUGCCGACUAUGCUGGAUGCUCGCAAGACCCGGAGUUUCACCGGACCUGCGACCAGUUCAGCUUCCAGUGCCAGAACGGCGUGUGCAUUAGCUUGGUGUGGAAGUGUGAUGGGAUGGACGACUGUGGGGAUUACUCUGAUGAAGCGAACUGCGAAAAUCCAACAGAAGCCCCAAACUGCUCUCGAUACUACCAGUUCCAGUGUGCAAAUGGGCACUGCAUCCCUAACAGGUGGAAAUGCGAUGAGGAGAAUGACUGUGGAGACUGGUCGGAUGAGAAGGACUGCGGGGGUUCGCAGAUACUGCCCUUUACCACGGCGGCCCCAACGACGUGUUCACCUAAUCACUUCCGGUGUAACAGUGGGGCCUGCAUCAUGAACAGCUGGGUGUGUGACGGAUACAGGGACUGCCCAGAUGGCUCUGAUGAAGAAGCCUGUCCCACUUCAUUAAUCAAUGUCACUGCGACCUCCAGCACCUUCCUGGGCCGGUGCAGCCGAUUCGAGUUUGAGUGCCAGCAGCUGAGGAAAUGCAUCCCAAACUGGAAGCGAUGCAAUGGUGUGGGAGACUGCCAGGAUGGCACGGACGAGAUGAAUUGUCCUACACCCAGUACAUUGUCAUGCCCUGAUGGCUAUCGAUGUGAAGAUGGGGAGGCCUGCCUCAUGACUACAGAACAGUGUGAUGGAUUUCUCGACUGCCCGGAUAGCAGUGACGAGAAAAACUGCACUGAUGACACAAUUGUGUACAAAGUCCAGAAUCUCCAGUGGACUGCUGAUUUCUCUGGUGAUGUGACUUUAACCUGGGCUCGACCUAAAAAAAUGCCCUCCGCAUCCUGUCUCUAUAACGUCUAUUAUAGGAUGGUUGGUGAAAGUAUUUGGAAAAUUUUAGAAACUCACAGCAACAAAACAAACAGCAUCUUAAAAGUCCUCAAGCCGGAUUGCACGUACCAGGUGAAAGUUCAGGUCCACUGUCUCACCAAAAUCUACAACACUAAUGACUUCAUUACUCUGCGCACACCAGAAGGAUUACCCGAUGCCCCUUUCAAUCUUCAGCUCUCCCUAAACAAAGAGGUCGAAGGCACAGUGAGCAGCCACUGGACUCCACCUGUGAAUGCCCAUGGCCUGAUACGAGAAUACAUUGUGGAAUACAGCAGAAGUGGCUCCAAGGAGUGGUCUUCACUUCGAGCCAGUAGGAACUAUACUGAGAUCAAGGACCUGCAGCUCAACGCACUGUAUACCUUUAGAGUUGCUGCGGUAACUAGUCGGGGAGUAGGAAACUGGAGUGAUUCCAAAUCCAUAACCACGACAAAAGGCAAAGUUAUUCCACCACCUACCAUCCAUAUUGAGAGUUACAGUGAAGACUCUAUUAGUUUCACCCUGAAAAUGGACACGAAAACUAAGGUGACUGGUUAUGUUGUGAACAUCUUCUGGACAUUUGAUACCCACAGGCAGGAAAAAAGGACUUUGUUCAUAGAGGGAGAAAAGUCAGCGCAAAAAGUGGCUAAUUUGACAGCUCACACACCGUAUGAAAUUUCUGCUUGGGCCAAGACCGAACUGGGUGACAGUCCUUUGUCUUUUGCACAUGUUGUGACCAGCGGUACGAGACCCGCACCUCCAAGCCUCAAAGCCAGAGCCAUCAAUCAGACGGCGGUGGAAUGUAACUGGACAGGACCAAAGAACGUGGUAUAUGGUGUUUUCUAUGCUACAUCUUUCCUAGAGCUGUACAGAAACCCUCACAACACUACCACUACUGCAUAUAACAUCACCAUGAUUGUGAACAGGGAUGAGCAGUACCUGUUUCUGGUCCGUGUGAUAUCGCCUUACCAAGGGCCACCUUCUGACUACAUUGUGGUGAAGAUGAUACCUGACAACAGGCUUCCUCCUCGGCAUCUCCAUUCUGUGCUCACUGGAAAGACAUUUGCUGUCAUUAAAUGGGAGUCACCCUACGAUUCACCGGACCAGGAUAUGUUAUAUGCUGUUGCAGUAAAGGAUUUAGUAAGAAAAAUGGAUAAAGUCUACAAAGUGAAAACCCGUAACAGCACAGUGGAAUACACCAUUAAAAAGCUAGAACCUGGAGGAAAAUAUCACAUAAUCAUUCAACUCGGAAACAUGAGCAAAGAAUCCAGCAUGAAAAUUAACACAGUUCCUCUGUCUGCACCAGAUGCCCUAAAAAUUAUAACUGAGAAUGACCACAUUCUGCUUUUUUGGAAGAGUUUAGCCUUAAAAGAAAGUAAUUUUAAUGAAAGCCGGGGUUAUGAGAUUCACAUGUUUGACAGCGCAAUGAAUAUCACAGCUUAUCUGGGGAACACCACAGAGAACUUCUUCAAAAUUUCCAACCUGAAGCUUGGCCAUAACUAUUCAUUCACAGUUCAGGCCAGAUGUCUUUACAGUGGACAGAUGUGUGGGGAGCCUGCUACACUUCUUUAUGAUGAACUAGAAACUGGUGAAGACCACGCAGCAUCCCAGAUGGGAAAAUCCACGGACGUAGCUGCCAUUGUGGUCCCAAUCUUAUUCCUGUUGCUUGUGACCAUGGGAAUAGGGUUUGUUGUAUUAUACAUGAGACACAGAAGGCUUCAGAACAGUUUCACUGCCUUUGCGAAUAGCCACUACAGCUCUCGUCUCGGCUCAGCUAUAUUCUCAUCAGGUGAUGAUUUAGGUGACGAGGAUGACGAAGCGCCGAUGAUAACUGGAUUUUCAGACGACGUCCCCAUGGUCAUUGCGUGAAGCUCAUUUCUUGACUGUAAACCAAAUGGUGUAAAUAUUUCAUUUGAUAAAAAUAGUCAAUUGUUUAUUUUACAAAUGCACUUUGAGUUGCAAUACGUUAUUUUUAUAUGGGCCAAAAAAAGAAAAAUAAAAAAAAACCACUUUGUAGUAAUCAACUGUGAACUGCAAAAACCAGGUUAAUUUAGUAACAGAUUGCUUUGAUUUAACAUUAAUUUAGUCUUACAAGGCUAUGCUUGCUGGGCAUGCUUUCAAGUCUGUGAGAUAUUUUCUGUUGAUGAAAUUGGCUACUCUUUUUAUUUUUCUAAGACAAUAAUAAAUUUAUUUAAAAAAAUUCAGGAGAUUAUAUAUAGAGAGAGAUAAGUAAUAUAGUCCCUGAAGGUUUUACUUUUACUUUAAAAAUCGUUUGGACUUUGUUUUAUAUGGAAGUAUUUUGUUUUGUUAAUUUAUUGGGAAAUCUGCGUUAGCUCAGAUUUUCAGAGUCGUCAGACAUUGUACACAUUAUUGUGUAGAACAUGUGCCACUUUAUCUUGCAAGGCAGUAGUUUUUCAUCAUCAGAUUCAUUGUUGUUGCCAUAAAGCAAAUAAAACAAAUGUUAUUUUACUUUUUAAUAUUUUUCCAUUAUUAAACAAUUUGGGGUCAUUAUUUUGACAUUCGGGCCCCUUUUCAGGAUAGCUCUUAAGUACGAAAUUAACUUUAAGCAUGGAUUUAAAUCCUAAUUACUUUAGCAGGACGUAAGCCAGUGCUUCAGUGCUUUCCUGAACUGGGGAAUGCAGAUCUAUGAAGCAAAUGUACCUGAUUUUCAGAGAUGCUCAGGACCCCCAGCUCCUGCUGACUUUGAAAAUCAGGCCACUUUUUAACCCAGACUCAAUAUGUGCCUAACUAUAAACACAUACCUAAUGAUGCACCUGAGUCAAGGUCUUAUUUAAGAGAUUCAGGGCCACAUUGUGCCAAUGCUUAUGCAUGUGAGUGACUUUGCACACACACACACACACACGCAUGCACGCGCGCACACACACACACACACAGAGUAUGUUGGCAGCCACUGUGCUACUCACAUGAGUAAAGUUACUUGUAUGAAGAGUUUAGAGAUCUGGCACGAAAUAGGGAUUUAGGUAUGCAUAUGUACGCACCCAGGUUUUCAGUGUUUUUCCCUUACCUCCACACUUGAUGUUACUACAGUCUGCAAUGUUCUGUAAAUCACCAGCAUUGUCCUAGAUGCUUUGGGGUUACGCGCAAUAGUGAAGUUGUUAAUUGUACCCUGCAUUGUUUUGCCGGAUUUUUCUCAUUAAAUAGUUUUCUAAUGCCUGUCAAUAACAUAACUGGAAAAAAAAAUGGCCAGUAAUAUUUUUAAAACACAAACUCAAUGAGACAAAACAUAUACCCUCCAAGACACUAAUGUAUUGAUGAGUGGCCCAGGAAAAACCUCAGGGUAAAUGCAGAGUAAGUGCCGAGAAGUAGAUGUUCCGCAGUCGUAAAACGCCUUACGCAUCUGAAAAUCCAAAAUUAUUUGCAUUUGCAACAGGAUUCUUUAUUCCUUCCUAUUAUCUGAAAGGAGCUGUGGCUGUAACUUCAGUUAAGAAGUAACACACACAUAUAUAUACACACGCAGAGUACUCACCAUCUCGUAGUAUGCCUACAGUAGCUGCCAGUUACAAAGCUCACAUUUAGCCUCUAGAAAUGUAUGGUAUCGUUGCCUAGCCUUCUUGUGACAGUAGAGCAUGAAUCUCCCCACCACGUCAAACUACUUGCCACCCCAAGUGAAUGCUCAUGGGUCACGUCGAUACAUAUUCUGUAUAUGCAAAACCUAGCCACUGUACGCAGUACAAUUCAAUGCAUUGUCUUGUCAUGAUGUAUUUCAUUUGAUUAAACCAAAAGUAUCUUUGUUGUGUAAUUUUAAAAUAUAAUUGCAGUCUUCCUACAGAUGGAGUGAGAGCAGAAAGGGCCAACCAUAUUUUGAUAGGCAAUGGACCUCUUUAAUUUCAAAUACAGGAAAUAUGUAAAAUAUGUACAAGUUCUGUAUGCUUCCAUGUGCUAGAGAAAUACAAAAUGUAUAUUUUAACUAAU